Marchantia polymorpha subsp. ruderalis is the source of this 5698-nucleotide messenger RNA. Lineage: Eukaryota; Viridiplantae; Streptophyta; Marchantiopsida; Marchantiales; Marchantiaceae. The record is from the annotation of a GenBank genome assembly.
GGGCCUGGCCCUCAGAGUCCAGAGGUAAUCAAAUUCUUAUAUUUGGCGUCAAUGAUGUCGAGGACGAUCUGGUCUGGCAUGCACUGUUGGUGGUCGCCGUCGAACUCCACGGAAGACGAGGAAAGGAGAGAGAGUUGCUGAAGAACUGAACAGGGAAUGCGGAGGGCAGAUUGAGACGUGGAGGAGGGCCGAGGGACGAGGGCGGUGACGAUGUAGGGAGGCAGAGGCGAUUCGAUUGCGACGUGCAGGCUUCGGCGGUGGGGGUGUGGGUGGGGGUGGGGGUGGAGGUGCGAGCCUUCUUCUUUUUCUUCUUCUUCUCCUUCUUCAUGCUGCGAGCUGGCCUGGGCGGCAGGAGGUUGAUUUUGCGAGAGAGAGCUGCGGAUUGGAUUGAAUUUCUGUUGGGCCCUGUUCCGGGUCGGGGAUCGUCUUUCGCUAUCGUCGGUGCAUGAGGGCACGAGGGGAGCCAGGCGCCUGAACAGGAAAUCGGCGUGGCUGCGGUUGUCAUUCAGGAAAUGCAGGUCAAAGAAGUUUCCUUACAUAAAUUAGCAUACGCCCUUGCUGCGGCUUGGAGGAAAAGAAAGUUUGCUCAAUGGAACCAAUGAAGAUGUGUUCUCAUCUACACGAUAAGACCCCCCGAAAGAAGCAGUCCUGAGAUGCACCGCAGCAAGUCCUUGAGUAACGGAGAGCUUUCACCUGGGCUCUUUGACCGGAGUAAUGCUUCCUGUUCUUGCUCCGUUAUUGUACUGUGCAUUGGUAUUUGCCGGAUGUGCUUUCUAUUAUAAACACAACUGCCGCAGGCGCAGGAGAGAAGAUUUUCCUUCUGAAAGUACUUGAUCACAGUAGAAACUUCUGUAACUGGAGUCGUAAUGCCUCUCAACCUGCAGAGAGGAAGAGGAGGAUAGACAGCCACCCAAAAGACGAAGAACUUCUGGCGUUUGGAAAACAGCGAUUUAAGCAUGUCGAGCCUUAUGGCUGUGGAGUCCUCUCGCGCACCAAAUGCAGAUUCUGAAGGGAGCAUUGAGAAUUUGUUCGAAAGCGGAUUAGAGUUGUCACCUUCUUCACCACGCUCUUUGUCGGAUACAGUCCCUUCUUACACCCUCGCCGGAAGCCAUCUACCCACUGUGAAUUCUCCCGCAAGGUUUCCACCCCCUCCAAACUCCUGUUUUCCCCAAACUUAUCAUCUCAAUAUGACUUUCUUUGAUGGCCAACCUGUUCCCAACCACUCUUCUUGUGAGCUUCCCUCCCCUGAACCUAGCGCCCCCUACGACCACUGGGCUGAAAGGAGUUCGUUGUCGGCCUACGGCUUGGACAACAGCUCAAAGUUUGUCUCACAUUGGCCUCUACCUUCUGCCAACUACAUCGACAACUCUAAUUAUGGUACCAAAACGUCAGAACCACAGUAUCCCACAUUAUCAAACUCAGUUGAAUAUCCUUCGACCAAGGCUACGAGUAAACCUUUCACCCCCAGAUUUUCGGCUUCAGCUCAAGAGUACCAUUCUGCUGUGUCACCCAGUGCAGCAGUACCAUCCACGUCGUUUGCUUCAGUAUCUUCUCCUUACUUUUCUUCCUUCUCUCCUCCGAACGUACCUUUCGACUUUCCCCACUUAUCGAGUCGAUUUUCUUUCAACCCUAAUGCGUCGGCAUUUUACCCGGGAAUGUACAACCAAACCACUUACGGCCCUUGCAGUGAAGACUUCUCGACCUAUAACGAGCCUACUUAUACAUCUCAGCUUGCUUCUACAAAUUUUCUUUCCAACUCUCAUCAGGGUGUGGACAGCUUCCAUGAUGCCUCCUCACGUCCUAUGCAUUCUCCAGAGACUGCUCCUCGCCCCAUAAGGUCCAAUUCACGUUCUUUUUUUUCUGGUGUCCAUUCCUUUAGUGGUUCUUCCGCCACUUUGUCCAAUUCGAUCGUUGAGCCUUCGAAUGUUUAUUCUUCCCGAACAGAUUACUGUGGGCUAGCAUGCUCAUCCGAUUGCUCGGGCAUAAGGGAAUCCUCUUGUGAUUUUGCACCAGUUUCUUCUCUGUCCUUCGAAAUGCAGGUUCCUCGAGCAUCUGUGUUCAAUCCAUACGACACCAAUGUCACAUUACCUCUUUCCGGUCAGCUGAAAGAUCCAGAAGUGGAAGAGGACGAUAUGAUGGAACGAAUUCUCAAAGAAUCCGGUAGUCUUCUCUAUCACCAGCAUAUCAGCCCGGAGGAAUGGCGCUGGAAUAUAUACGAGGCUCAGUACGAGUCUCUGGAUGUCCAAGGACUGGUCGAUCUUGCUGAUUGCUCUUCGAGGAGUUUUCGGCCAACUUACAACUACUUUCAGGGUGUGGACCGCAUUGGGCCAAGCUGUGUCAAUGAGGCUGUGGGUGGAGAUAGAAACUCUCUGUUUGCAUUAAGCAUCCUAGAGAGGUCUAAAUUACAGAAUCAGGCGGCAGGCCCUUCGUUGAAACUGGCAGCGUCGGCUCUGGCUGAAAUGCUUGCGUUCAAUUCAAGAAGUGCUGAGAGCUCCACUGGUCAAAGUAUUAUGGCCCAAUUUGCUUCUUUUCCCCGGGCUACACAAGGUGCUGAUGUAGCUUUUCCAAUAAUUGGUGGUUCAACUGAAGCUUUGCGAAGGCCUCAGUGCCAGGAAGUGUCUCCAGAUGAGUGCUGUUCUUCAAGUGGGUCGGUUGCGGUGUCCGUUGCCGUGCAGAAAGAGGCGAAUAAUACUUCUUCUCCUGGAGAGGGUACUGUGGAAGAUCCUGACGGUUGCCAUCCAUUUAGAGAACGCGGUAGUCUUGAUUUUGUGGAGAAUGUACCACUGUCUCAAUUUGAAAUCAACGGGGCACCCGCUGAUUCUGCCAAACCUGAUGCAUCAGGCCAAAGCCAGAAUUCCACUUCUGCUCGGCCCGUGACCAAGUGGGUAUAUCAUCCAGGUUCACUAUCGAGUCAAACCCGUGGACGCCGGAAAGAGGUCAAUGAGGCGUCUGGAGUUUCAUCACAGAACGCGGGCUCUACAGGAGCAAUCCCGGAGAGUAUCAAUACAGAGAACCCUAAUCCAUUAUUUACACAAUCUCUUGAUGUAUCUCCAAAUACAGACUCGGGGACAUCCAGGAGAGUAACCACACAACCAGUCGGUGCCGCAUCCUCAGAGGAUGAUGCUUCAAUUGCUGGUCCCUUCUGGGCUAUCGUGGGACCGAAUGAUCCAUGUACAUCUGGACCAUGUUAUGAUUUAUCCUCCAGCCGACUUGAAAGUCAGGUUCCUUUGGAGACCUGCCAGAACCUUCACUCAGCAAGAAAUUCCCUGUUGACUGUUGCUUCUCCACCUUUGUCUCAAGCUCAUGCAGAUCCGCCACCUGACCGAACAUCUCGACCAGUCGACGAAGUUACUGCAAAACUCCUCGCAAGCUUGAAUCGGUCGAGUCCGCAGCCUCCGAAUACAGGGAAAGUCAUGCCAACUCAGACGGGUUUCCAGUCACUUACGACCAGCAUUUCCAACCUGACGAAGGUCUUGCUCGCAACUCACUCAUCGGCUUCGCCAGAAUCAGAUUUGGUUGGGCUCCAAGAAUCACUCCAAACAGCCAUCCUAGGGCUCUCCGAAUGCCUUCUAAUUGAACAGGCGAAAAGCAUCACCGAGCAAUCAAGUGCGGCGGUUCGUGGUGGAUCACUCGCAGCUGAUUCUCCUAUCGCCGUAGAGGCAGCGGUGACUGGUGAAGUUCCAUUAGACAUAUUCAACCUCAUUUGCCAGGAUGAAGUUCAAGGCAACAGCGAUUGGGGUUACAUGAAGUCAGCAGAAGGUGUUCCGCUGGAGGAACCGACUCAGCUUGCCAACACUAUCUGCAGCGAAAUCAGCCCAGGCCUUGACGUUAUUUCAGAGGUUGUUGAUGACAACCCAAUAUUUCCGGAUGCCAAUGCGUUUCAAAAGACUGCUAUCUCGAAGGUGCAUGUUGAUGACUCCACCAAGCAUUUCAAUUUGGGUAGUUCUGCCAAUGUGGCCCAGAACAAUUGUACGAUGUCUGACCAGACGCAUCCUUCCGUCCAGAGGGCUGGUGACAAAGACAUUCUUGAAUUUUUGAGACAUCAAGAUCUGCUUAAUCUUCCAACAUUGAAGAAACUUCUUGGUGCAGAAGAGAGAGAGAAACAACUCAAAGUUCUUGUACAGGAUCUUAGGGAGCAGCUUGAAUUUGAAAGGGAAGAAAGUAAAGGUGCUGCUUUUCUAUAUGAAAAGAUUAUGCAAGAGGCAGACGUGCACACAUCAAAUUUGCUAGAGAGAUCGAGGACCCCAGUCAAGAGUAAAAUGGAAGUAGUCAACGCCGAUGCAGUGAGUUCUUCUAUCAACACGUCAAUUCUUCCUACAACUGCUCUCAAACCAGCGCAUCCAAAUUCAAGUGGGGCAAGAAGGGCUACUGCUGAUCACCUUGAGAAAGAAGACUAUACGGGCUCACGUCCUGAGUGUAUGCGCAAAUCCAUCUCGUAUGAUGGUAACGACCGGACCACCUUGAAAUGUCGUGAGAAAGGGAAAUGCGAUAGCAGGGAAUCAGAACCUAGGGAAGUAGUUGCUACAUGUAACCCAUCAGGCAAUAGAUCUUUGGACGGAGUGGAGGCUCGAUUGGCUGUCUUACGAGGACGGCCGUGUGGGGAACAGGACUUAGAUGCCCUUACUGAAGUAGACUCUUCUCCUUCUGACAAGCCUGGCCCAUCAAACUCGAACAGAUCCAGGGAGGAAGUAAUUGGAGAUACACCUCGUGGAGUGCAUGAUGAGCAGGUUACAUUUGCCCUGGCAAAUGUAACUCCAGCUCGUUUUUCUUCACAGAUGUUGCAGCAGUCUCUGUUUAAUAUGGAUGCCGCUUGGAGUAAGUGUUACGACCAUGCUGGAUCACAAUAUGAGGAUUUGGAUGCGGAUCCUCAUGCUAAGGUGGAAGAAGUAGACACGCGAAGUCACAGUUUGACUCAAACCCAUGACAGCAGCCUAGGUGUUGAGGCACGAGCGCUCUUGAUUAGAUCCAGAUCCAGUUGGGCAGCGAGUGAGAGAUUGGAAAACGGCGAUGAGAAUUUUGCUGGUAGUCAAGAUCACAGAUCUUCACGCCGAGAUAGUGCAUCAAGCUUUUCUAAGCUUGACGAGAGUCGCGUUGAGAACAUGGAUGAGACCUCGGUUAAAGGACCUCUGGAUUUGGAAAGUCCACAAUCAGUUGUGGCCCGAACCACCAGUUCCAGGUCUCAUAUUGAAAACGAUAUUGGUUGCAUGUUAGAAUCACUAAGCUCUGACACAGAAGCAGUUAAGAAUGUCAUUCAGUCUCAGGACUCCGAGGAAGAAGCAGGUUGGGAGCAUGUCCGAUUACCAAGGCAGAGAUCAAAAUGAGAUUCUGCCGUUGUGUUUUCUGGGAUGACAUCAAAAGUACGAGUUUUAAAGGGUGUCCGUCAUCCAUACGAUUAUUGUUAGUUCAUGGUUCCUAGGUGUGAUGGUGUUGCGGAUGUGCGUAAAUUCUUGCCUGUCGGCUCUGAAGCAGGAAUGCACUGUGUGAAGUUUUAUUGGUCAAUCUUGGAACUCUACUUAGUAGUAAAGACGGUACAGUUCUGCUUUGAGGCUAAGUGCGCUUGACGGAGUUCGUACCAACUGGUAGACUCCGGAAGCGUUGGUACGAUAUGUAUGUAUAUUCAUACUUUUGCUGUAAAUAAAAAUAUAGAUUUCCGUCUUCUUGCACUGAGUCCAUUGCAGGAAUGCCGGGACAACAUCUG